CUCGCCGCUGCCAUGGCCACGCUGCGCUUCGGGGAGCCCCCGGCGGAGCCGCCCGCCCUGCCCGCGGGCAGGUGGGCGGGGGGCGGCGGGCCCGGCCCGGCCUCGCCCGCCCUUAGGGCGCUUCCCGCGGCGGAGCCGUCGGAAGGGACGCCGGCGGCCUCGCAGCGUCGGAAGCGGACCAGCUUCACGGCGGCGCAGCUGGAGACGCUGGAGCUGGUUUUCCAGGACACCAUGUACCCCGACAUCUACCUGCGGGAGAAACUGGCCGACGCCACGCAGAUCCCCGAGUCCCGCAUCCAGGUCUGGUUCCAGAACCGCCGCGCCAAGUCCCGCCGCCAGCGGGGCCCGCCCCGGCCCGGCCCCGCCGCGCCGCCGCCGGGCUGCCCGCGGCCGCCCCGCUUCGCCGCCCUGCGCGCCCCGGAGAGGCCCCGCUGCGCCCUCCCCGCGCUGGCCCGCACGGAGGACGGCUCGGCCCCCUACGCGUGGCCGCCGGCCGCCGGAUUCCCCCCCGGCCCCGGCUUCGAGGGCUUCCCGCCCGGCCAGCCCGGCGGCGCCGAGCCCGCCUCGUUCGCGGGGAGCGCCGCCGGCCCCUUCCCGCCGGGCCGCGCCUUCUGCGGGCAGUACUCGCCCGUGUCGGACGCCGAGGACACCAGCGGCUACUCGGAGUCGGGCUCCGAGUGGGAGGAGAACGCGCUCGGCGCCUUCCGCGCCCUCUGAGCGGCGGGACGCGGCCCGGGCCGGGCCAGGUGAAAGGCGCAGCCCCGGCCGCGCUGCGGAGCCCUCCCGCCGGAGCCCGUCCCGCGGUGCGCUGCUCGGGCGGGGAGCAGUCACACACCGCGCUACCUCACACCACUGCUGCCUGCCACUGAUGCACUUUAUCGGGUAGUAACUGAUUGUACCUAUUUAUUUAAGACAGAUACGGGUCGGCUCCAUCAGCUGAGGGCAUCCUUUUACACUGUAUUUAAAGCUUCCUUUUAUCAUGUUUAGUGUAUCUAUUUAACCUUCUUUAGCUAAAAAGCUAACCCAAACCCACUGUGUUUUGGGGCUGGGGGCUGGUCUUAGAAAAGAGUGACGGUCUGUCAGCGUUUUUUGACCAAGGAAAAUAAAAUAAAGGUUUACAUUUUUGAUCUGCUUUUGUGUGUACCUGGUACAGGGG
This is a messenger RNA of Prinia subflava (tawny-flanked prinia), 1156 nucleotides long. RefSeq names its product Mix paired-like homeobox (gene MIXL1). The record is from RefSeq and is a predicted model, not a curated record. Gene Ontology annotation, molecular function: DNA-binding transcription activator activity, RNA polymerase II-specific; RNA polymerase II cis-regulatory region sequence-specific DNA binding. NCBI's taxonomy places the organism in Eukaryota, Metazoa, Chordata, Aves, Passeriformes, Cisticolidae. The transcript is spliced from 2 exons. Gene Ontology annotation, biological process: endoderm formation; endoderm development; regulation of transcription by RNA polymerase II. Bases 13 to 717 code for a protein of 234 amino acids.